Messenger RNA from Dimorphilus gyrociliatus, 2520 nucleotides. The record is from the annotation of a GenBank genome assembly. NCBI's taxonomy places the organism in Eukaryota, Metazoa, Annelida, Polychaeta, Dinophilidae.
AAAAUAAACUCAAAAGUAUGACGAAUGAGAGACGAUCAAGCUCGUCCGUAAUAUCUUUGGUUCUACUCUCCGUAGUUCUCUGCCUAAAUAAAGUAAAUGGUAUACCGUUUGGUGACAGCUGCUCUCAAACAGUUUUACCUCAGAAUGUACCUUUGUGCCAGACAUGUGAACUUUUGGGAUGUGGGCAUAGGUAAAAACAUAAAUCUAUUUUUAUUUAAUAUAUAAGUAUUAUGUAUAUUGAAAGUUUCCUUUGUUAAUGUUCAUAGCGAUAAUCACUGCUCUUGCCAAGAAAGUUGUCAUGUAAGCCAAAAUUGUUGUCCUGAUUUUCAACAAUCCUGCCCAAAUCUGUAUAGAAAGAGUCUCGUAUAUAAAACCUUAAAAAAUACCAUGGAAUGUAAAUAUUACAACGACUCAGCUGAUAGUUUACUUGUUAUUUCAAGAUGUAGCAAUGGAGAUAGUUGUGAGUUUGGUAAUGGAAGUCUACUUGAUCAUAUUCCGAUGAUUCAUAAUUCAAGUUCUCUUUUAUUCAAAAAUAUUCGUUGUGCUCUUUGUAACGGGUUUCAUAAUGUUAAACCUAUAGAUUAUACAAUUCAUUUAAAGGGCAAUUGGGAUAAUAUAAAAUCUCCUAGUAUUGGUUUUAGAGAUUUGGAAAAAUUGAUAAAAACUUACCAUAUCAAUUACAGUGUAGAAUUGAACUUUUCCUCGAAAUUGGAAACCUGUUUCCCCAAUCUAAUAUCUACUUGCCCUAAAACUUGCACAAAUCAAGAAUUAAUAAAGAAAUGCCAGUCAAUUCAUACUAUUGCUAAUUGGGAGGCUUACUAUUACAAGAAUGCUUAUUGCUUACUCUGUAACAUACCUAUGCCUCAUGAAAUUCUUCCGACUACCUGUAAUUUGCCACCGCAGUCUAAAUUCAACGUUUAUUUAAAUACUUUUAAGUAUAAUUUUUUAUUCAGUGAUCUGUUAAAUCUUGGAAAAGAUGAAAAUUCAAUAAACAGUAAAACUGCUGAGUGCACAAAAGAUCAAAUCUACGUUGAAAGCGAGAAAAAAUGCUUAAAUGUCGUUUCAAGGGAGGAAAUUCUUCCUAUGAUUGACGUUGAUGUUUGUAAUGUAGAAAUAUUUCUUCAUAUAGUCGACAACGUCCUUUGUCGUAGUAUGACACCGGAAGUAUUUCAGCAGAUAGCUAACUCAACUAUUGAGGGUUUUGUGGAGAAGAUGAACAUGUUGAAGAUUGCCAAAAAUCCCUUGAUGCCAUCUGAUAUUUGUCAACUGAAGAACUCACUUUAUAGACAAUGCGAGUACAAAUGUCGAAUGAUUGUAGUGAAAGGUUCUGGAAGCGAAUGUCAAGCAAAUAAACUGGCAUUAGAAUUUCAUACAUUCCCAAAAGUAAACCGAUAUGUCUCUCGCAAUCAUCCACCUCUACCUAACGGAAGAGUUAUUGCAAAUUUUGUUCCACUUUCUCCAAUUGUUCUAUACAAUUUAAAACGCGAUCAAUUAUGCAAAACAUACAUUGAAUUCAAUUCAACUUCGCCAUUAGUAUCACUGGCACAUAAAGUUGUUCAUUUUAAUAAUUAUUCCUAUAUUUGUAAAGAAGAAGUCGCCAAUUUAACUUUAAACUUGAAAGAUGAGAGAAAAAAGGAAGUUAUUUCUGAGGCAAUUGAUAUCUUUGGAUUAGUGUGUACUUCUUUAUCAUUAUUAGCUCUCCUUUUUAGACUAAUAGCUCCAGCAAUUCUUCCUGCAUUAAGAACAAGAGGACUAUGGUUCCAAUGGAAUUUAGUUUUUGCAUUACUUAUAUGGCAAUGGUGUAUCUUCCUAUCUCCUUUUCUUUACGAAUACUUAUGGGUUUGUAGGAUAUUAGCAGUGUUUGGUCAUCUAAGUAUCCUAAGUUCAAUUGGAUGGCAAGCUGUUCUUGCAACUGAUAUCUUUUUUAAGUGUCGAGAACAAUCCUUACUAAGUAACAACAUAUUUACUAGAGCAAAAGUAUCAACUGUUUUCGCAACAGUAUGGUCUGUCAGCUCUGUCCCAGUCAUAAUAUCAAUCAUGAUAGAUACUGCAAACCUGAAAAAUUAUGGAAAAGCGUUAUAUGGAAGUGACUCAUCCGACUCGAUAGAAACUAUGGCAGAUGGUAAUCAAUGUUGGAUAUAUGGAUUUACUGGACAAUUUAUGCUUUUAUUUCUACCAUUCGCUAUAGUGCUACUUUUCAACAUAAUUAUAUUAGCUUUAUCAAUACGAAAUCUACAUGUACUGACAUUAAAAUCUCCAUCAUCGAAAAAGACUAAUUCAAAGAGAGAGAUAAUAAUAUACGGCAAAUUAACUAUAUUGUUCGGUGCAACAUGGAUUUUUAUGAUUUUAGCAUCAUUUAUCAAACAUGAGGUUAUCUUAGUAUUGAAUAUCGUAUCAAACGCAUGUAUAGGUAUAUGGAUUGGUUUGGCCGCUCUAUCUAGAAAGAAAUAUUGGCAAGGCAUGUUUAAAAGACAGUCAGAUACUAGCAAAACGAAUCCAUCGAAUACAGCAAAUAGAUGA